Messenger RNA from Archocentrus centrarchus (flier cichlid), 2294 nucleotides. Its product is annotated as zinc finger protein OZF-like. The record is from RefSeq and is a predicted model, not a curated record. Gene Ontology annotation, molecular function: DNA-binding transcription factor activity, RNA polymerase II-specific; RNA polymerase II transcription regulatory region sequence-specific DNA binding. The transcript has 3 exons. Bases 169 to 1614 code for a protein of 481 amino acids. Gene Ontology annotation, biological process: regulation of transcription by RNA polymerase II; embryo development. Gene Ontology annotation, cellular component: nucleus. Lineage: Eukaryota; Metazoa; Chordata; Actinopteri; Cichliformes; Cichlidae.
GAUAUGGCUGCUGUGUGACGAAGCUGGAGCAGUGGACUGAACUUAGAGGAGCAACACAAAAUAAAGUAUUGAUCCUAUCGCGUUAUCCUCGAUCUGAUACGAAUACCAACGUCGUUAUCGCUUCUAUCGCUGUUUGGAUCGAUCCGCUCAGCCCGAGUUUGAGCAGCAAUGUGUUCAGUUCUGUAUCUGAGAGAGUUCAUCAAGGACAGACUCACUGCUGUUUGUGAAGAAAUCUUCUUAGAGGUUCAGAAAACCAUCGUCCAGUAUGAGGAGGAGAUCAGCCGUCAGCCCAGACUGCUGGAUAUGAGCCGGAAACCCGACACAAACUCACACAUUAUAGACCUCCCACAACAACAUGACUGUGAGGAAGAGGAGGGUCUGGAUGAACAGCAGAUCUGUAACCAGGAGAGGAACUCCAGUCUGGAUAAGGAGGACCCAGAGCCUCCACAGAUUAAAGAGGAACAGGAGGAACUCUGCAGCAGUCAGGAGGGAGAGCAGCUUGGACUGAAGCAGGAGGCUGAAGGCAUCUUGAUUGAUGGAGAGCAACUCAGACUGCUGGAGACCAUCUGGAAACCUGAAAUAAAGUUACACAGAAUAGACCUCCAACAGCAACAUGUCUGUGAGGAAGAGGAUGUUCUCACAGAGCAGCAGCUCUGUAACCAGGACAAGAAAUCCAGUCUGGACCAGGAGGACCCAGAGCCUCCACAGAUUAAAGGGGAACAGGAGGAACUCUGCAGCAGUCAGGAGGGAGAGCUGCUUGGAGUGAAGCAGGAGGCUGAUACCUUUAUGGUGACUCCUACUUAUGAGGAACAUGACCACAGUGAAGCAGAACCAAACAGUGAACAGCCCCUUUCUCACAGCUCCCCUGAAGCAGAGAGACAAGAUGAGAAAGAAAGCCAGCAUGCGGACUCAGGAUCAACUAGAAAUGCAGAGCUGAAGAAGUGGAGACAUCACAGUCAGAGAGUAGACACUCUUAUGUCAGACAGUCUUAGACAAACUGACAAAAGGAAAAAGUCUGCACAAUGUGACACCUGUGGGAAAACUUUUCAAAAUAAAUCCAACUUGACUACACAUCUGAGAAUUCACACAGGUGAGAAACCACAUUGUUGUAACACCUGUGGUAAAAGAUUCAUUCAAAAAUCAGAUUUGGAGCGUCAUAUAAGAACUCACACAGGUGAGAAGCCGUAUCCUUGUAGCAUCUGUGGGAAAAGGUUCAUUCAGACAUGGAAGUUGCAACGUCAUUUAAGAAGUCACACAGGUGAGAAGCCACAUUGUUGUAACACUUGUGGGAAAAGAUUUGCUGACUCAUCAGGAGUCAUAAAUCACAUGAGAGUACACACAGGUGAGAAACCAUUUUCUUGUAACACUUGUAAGAAAAGAUUCAUUCAGAAAUCAGCACUGAAAACUCAUUUAAGAAAUCACACAGGUGAAAAGCCACAUUCUUGUAGCAUCUGUGGGAAAAGAUUCAUUCAGAAAUCAGCACUGAUAACUCAUAUAAGAAUUCACACAGGUGAGAAGCCACAUUCUUGUAGCAUCUGUGGGAAAAGAUUCAAUCAGAGGACACACUUAAAGAAACACAUGAGAAUUCAUAAUUGUGAAAAGUUUUGUGCUUAAAAAAAUGUGGAACAGCCAUGCGUUGUAGCAGUGUGUUGUGGUAGAGCUCACGAUUGAGCAGAGGUCAAAUCACUGCAAAGAACUCAUAUUGAAGUCAGUAUUUUCUAUCUAGAGAAGUAUAAAUCUUUGUAUUUGUUUUUUGUAUUUUAGUAUUUAUAUGACAGGGAUGAAACAGAUUAACAAAGCUGCUUUUAAGCAAAAAUGCAACCAAUGCAAUGUAUAUAGGACUCUGAACCACAGCUUAUUUGUAAUAACAACAAUAAUAAUUAAACAGCAGCUAACACAAAUAAAUAGAAAUAUUUAAGAAUGGCAGAAGAACCAUUUUAACGAUAACAGAUUUACUUUUGUUUUCAAUUCACUUCAAUUUUAUCUAUAUACAACCGUCUCAAGAUGCUUUAUUUUGUAAAGUAAAGACCCUAGAAUAAUAACAGAGAAAAUCCCAACAAUCAGAUGAACCCCUAUGAGCAAGCACUUGGCGACAGUUGGAAGGGAAAACCUCCUUUUAACAGAAAGAAUCCUCUGACACAAACAGUCUCAGAGAACGGCAGCCAUCUGCCAUGACCAGCUGGGGGUCAGGGGAGGGACAAUAAACACUGUGGAAGAGAGCCAGAGGUAAUAACUAAUGAUUAAAUGCAGAGUGGUGUAUAAACAGUGAAAAGCGGUGAAUGAAGAAGAAAUGC